GGUCGGCCCGCGAGGACCCCGCACGGCCAAGAUGGCGGCGCCCGUGAGACGGGCCCACGGCCUGCUCGGCUUAGCUGCGGCACUGAGCCCCGCCUGCCGCGGCUACCGGGCGCCGCCGCCCCCGCGCCGCUCGCCGGGGCCCUGGUGGCCGGACCCGAAGGACCCGCUGACCCCGCGCUGGCAGCUGGGGCCGCGUCACGCGGCCAAGCAGUUCGGGCGGCACGGCGCUGCCUCCGGGGUGGCCGCCGGGUCGCUGUGGCCGUCGCGGGAGCAGCUGCGCGAGCUGGAAGCCGACGAGCGCGAGUGGCACCCGAGUCUGGCGGCCAUGCAGGAGUCGCUGCGGGUGCAGCGGCUGGCCGAGGAGCAGGAGCGCCGGGCCAGAGAGCAGCACAUUGCGGAGUGCAUGGCCCGGAUGCCCCAGAUGAUCGAGGACUGGCGGCGGCAGCAGCGGGAGCGCUGGGAGAAGGCCCAGGCGGAUAAGGAGCGGCGGGCACGGCUGCAGGCCGAGGCCCAGGAGCGCCUGGGCUACCAGGUGGACCCACGGAGCAAGCGCUUCCAGGAGCUGCUGCAGGACAUGGAGAAGCAGCAGCGCAGGCGCCUCAAGGAGGAGAGAAAGAGGCAGAAGAAGGAGGCACAGGCCGCGGCAAUGGCUGCUGCCCAGGACCCAGCAGCCUCUGGGGCACCCAGCUCCUGAAGCUGUCCUUUCCCAAUAAAGCUUGCUGUCUGAACGGC
Molecule: messenger RNA, 732 nt
Organism: Choloepus didactylus (southern two-toed sloth)
Lineage: Eukaryota; Metazoa; Chordata; Mammalia; Pilosa; Megalonychidae
Gene: GADD45GIP1
Product: GADD45G interacting protein 1
Exons: 2
Coding region: 32-694 (220 amino acids)
Cellular component (GO): nucleus
Source: RefSeq, a predicted model, not a curated record